Molecule: messenger RNA, 861 nt
Organism: Asparagus officinalis (garden asparagus)
Lineage: Eukaryota; Viridiplantae; Streptophyta; Magnoliopsida; Asparagales; Asparagaceae
Exons: 5
Coding region: 123-728 (201 amino acids)
Source: RefSeq, a predicted model, not a curated record
CAAACACGCAAAAUAUUGUGUGAAGGCAAUCUUUCAUCAAUAUUUGAGGUUUCUAUAUAUAUAAAGAGAGCUAUUUCUCUAUGUCCUAAAUUCAAUUCCAUCUUCAAAAUUUAAAAUUCUAGAUGAGUAACUUCUCGAAGAUGUCAUUGAUCAAAUCAUUCGCUUCUUAUUGCCGGCAGAAUUUGCAUCUCGCAGGCCUCAACCGAUCACAAUCUAAGGAAAUCAAGGCUCAUCUCUCCGGCGGAAUUGCUUCAUUGCUACAUGCUCAAUCCAAGCCAAAGAUGGGGAUUACUAACGCUAGGGACGACUCAAAUCCACCUUCGCCGCCUCCACCUCGAUUUCCUUUCUAUAUUUGGGCAAAAUGGAUAUUGGGUACAGCUCUGACAAUAAUUCUACCCUUUUGGCGGCAGAAAUGGAGAAGCCUAUUGAAACUUGAAGGUGAAGUUGAAAUGGUGGCUGGGGCAGUGGAUAAUGUAGCGAAGGUAGUGGAGGAAGUUGCAAUGGUGACUGAAAAGAUGGCUGAGGAUGCUGCAGAGAGCUUACCAGAGGAUGAUCACAAGCUCAAAGAUGCACUCGUCUGUAUCGAAAAUGUAUCGAAAAAAGUUGUUGAGGAGGCCCAUCUUACGCAAGACAUUAUUCAUAAGGUGGAUGAUUUGAAGGAGGAAGUGGAGACGCUGAUAGACCCCAUUAAGGAAAGGGAGAAGCGGCAAGAAAGACACGAGAAAUAGAAAUUAUGUAGUGUUUGUGAAUUCGUUAAGGAACAAGUGUUCAAUUAUUUAUUUGCUGUAUAUAAUUGUGAUCAUCGCAAGUCAAUUGUAUUUUUAUGCUUGUGAUUAUCACCAAUCAGAUCAUCUUUUUGAA